AUGUUUCCAAUUCCAUCCAUCCAUCCAGUAGGGAGUUGCGUGGCGAGAAGACUACGCGUCUGUCGGCUACGGCGUCAUUGGCAGUUCCAUCUAAUAUGGGUGCUGCGGCGUUCUGAACUGCGCUAUCGAGUAACCAGAGAGACGAUAGAAAUGGCCGCGCUCACGGCCCUGGUGAUGUGCGUCAUCGCGGGAACGGCGCUCGGCUUCAAUGGGGACAGCUUCGAGCUGGAGUGCCCUGACGAGUGCGACUGUCACUACUUCAGGAUCAACUGGGUCACCGACUGCUCCGAGAGCAACCUCACCGAGGUGCCUUACGACGAGCUCAGCAUGAGCGUCUACAUACUGGACCUGAACGGGAACAACAUCACGAGCCUGCGCUCCUUCCCGCCCGACAUAAAGAUGCGCAGGCUCCAGAUAGCCUACAACAGGCUCGCUAGAGUGGAGAAAGAGGCCUUCAAGGGUUUGGAGUACCUGAUCGACGUCGACUUGUCCGGCAACAACAUCACCUACGUGGAUCCGGAGGCGUUCUUAGACUCGCGUGGCCUCCUCAACGUAGAGUUGCAAGACAACCCUAUAACAACAGUGGAGGGCCCGUUCCUGAUUUCGAGCACCCUCCAGUACCUCGACAUCAGCUCUUGCAACCUGUCAGUAAUAAAUCCUCAUUUCUUCGAUAACAUCACAUCACUGACAACAGUGGAUCUAUCAAAUAAUCCACUAAGCGUUCUGGACUCCGGCGUCUUCGACGUCCUCACCAGUCUCGACACGUUGAACCUGAACGACUGCCAACUUACCACCAUCUCAGAAGGGGCAUUCUCUUCCCUGAUCAACCUGAAAAAGUUAGAACUCGCCGGGAACUUCUUGGUCAACACCAAUUGGUCAGAAACACUAGGCAAUCUAAUCAGACUCGAAUAUCUCAACUUGAGGAAAUCGGGCUUGACGUCACUAUCCGAAGACAUAUUUUCCAAUUGCACAAACCUGGUCACACUUAUUUUGGCUGAUAACGAAUUGCGUGACUUGGACGUUGCGGCUAUAUUAGGCAAAAGCGUGACUCAUUUGGAGUUGUUGGACCUGUCUAAUUGUCACAUUAAAGGUCCUAUUUCUGGAGAGGCUUUCGCCAACGCAACCAAAUUAAAAGUGCUUUACCUUUCCGGUAAUCCAUUAUUCGCACCAGAUUUGCAGGAAGCGCUUGCACCACUUCCUAAACUAGAGAGACUGUUCUUAAGUAACUGCGGUCUUCAUAAUCUUCCGGACAAUUUCAAUGUUUUCGACUAUCUCAUCGAGUUGGAUAUAUCUCAUAAUCCUCUCUCUAACGUUUUCACGAGACUACUCGCACCUCUCGAGAAUUUGGAAUAUCUGAACAUGGGCUACAGCAACUUGUCUUACAUCGGACCAGAUACAUUUGCCAAGAUGACUUCAAUGAGGCGUCUUGUGCUCUCUGGUAAUGAUCUACUAUCGCUGGAAGCCGGCCUUUUCGGGAAUUUGACGCAAUUAACUACGUUGGAACUAGAGUUCUGCGGAUUAAAGAGGCCUCUCAACGCAAACGCAUUCUUUAAAAAUCUUACCUACAUGGAUUUGAGAGAAAUAAGACUUAGUGGGAAUCCACUCGUUAUUCCGGAGUCUGGACCCGUAUUCCCAAGACAGCUAUCCCAAGUAUCGAUACUCGAUCUCAGCAACUGCAACAUCGGGUCUCUCAAUAGGGACGCUUUCAAGAACACCGAGAAUAUAACCGACUUGAAUCUAGCCGGUAACCAGAUCAAAUCUGGCGAAGGCAGUCUGUCGUUUUUGGAACGCCUGCACCAUUUGGAGAAAAUAGACCUCAGCAACAACAACUUGACAACGAUCGAGCCGGAGGUUUUCAUAAACAAUCCGAAGCUGCGGUCGUUGAAUUUGAUCGGCAACCCGUUCAUGUGCGAUUGCAAAAUCGCCGAAAUGUGGGACUGGGCGAACAUGAUAAAAGGUGAUUUGCACAUGUUGGCGGGGGCGCAGAGCGUCGAAAAGGACAUCGUCGUUAAAGGCAACAAGAAGAAGAAGAACCUGUACUGCCAUUACAACGAGACGCAGCUCCGCAACAUGACGCUCACGACGAACAAGACAGUUCCGGGUAGGCGGCCCUUCGUGAAGCCCAGAGAACUAAACUACGCUUACAGAACCUGGGCCAAGUAUGUCAGAGAGUCGGGCUGCGAACCCGUAGUGAAGAUAUUGAGGCCGGUGGCUUUGGUGUCUGAAUUGUUCGACAGCUCCAAUGGAAUCGUACCCACGGCGACCCUACUUGUGGUCAUUGCGCUAGUCCUAGGUCUGGCCACUUUGGUGAUGACCAUGAGGCUGUUCCGCAAAAAGCGGCUCGCUAUGGGCGACACGGAACAAAGGAAGUUUAGA
Messenger RNA from Iphiclides podalirius (scarce swallowtail), 2376 nucleotides. The record is from the annotation of a GenBank genome assembly. NCBI's taxonomy places the organism in Eukaryota, Metazoa, Arthropoda, Insecta, Lepidoptera, Papilionidae.